Molecule: messenger RNA, 738 nt
Organism: Paramuricea clavata
Lineage: Eukaryota; Metazoa; Cnidaria; Anthozoa; Malacalcyonacea; Plexauridae
Source: the annotation of a GenBank genome assembly
AUGGGGAAAAACGUAAAACGUCUAGCGGUAAUCUACGCCGAACUGUACAAUAGUCUUAUGACACUUUUAGAACAGACAUCAAAGCGGCAAAAACUAUUAAGUGAUGUUAAACAAACAGCUACAGAAACCGAACUUGUAAAUAGUUAUGCUGACAUGCAUAAAAGUGUGAAAAAUAAAUCUUCAUUAGCAGAUACAGAUAUUGUGAAUUUUUUGCGUAAAAAAGAUAAAUAUUUAAAUGAAACAGCGGUACAACCUCAGAAUCCACAACCCGCAAACAACAACAAUGCCGAUGGGUCUGCUGCAAAAGCUUUGGUUGCGGGUACAAUAGCAUAUCAUGAAAAAUUAAUAACAAAUCAUAUGAAAGCCAAGGGUAUUACGGAUACGGGUAAAGGUGUAAAAUAUCAGGGUAAAACGAUGAAUUUCUCGUAUGAGGAUAUGAUAGAAGACUUGACAAAGAAUUCUAAAAAUACAAAUUUAACCAACGCACAACAUGAUAAAAUGCUACGUACUUUAAAAAAAUCCAAUAUGCCCACUAAAUACAUACGAAAUAAACUUUUACGUGAAAAGUAUAAAAAUCUCGAUAUUGAACAAGCAACACAAGAACAAGCUGGACCCGCCUUUCAAAAGGGACCCACCUUUGAAACACCCAAGGGCCGACCUAAAACAACCCGACAACUUGGACAAAAACGCAAUUAUAUGUUAGAAGGAUACUUUCAUUCUUUGGGCAACACCCAGUAA